Physeter macrocephalus (sperm whale) is the source of this 2464-nucleotide messenger RNA. RefSeq names its product zinc finger protein 581 (gene ZNF581). Bases 149 to 742 code for a protein of 197 amino acids. Gene Ontology annotation, cellular component: nucleus. NCBI's taxonomy places the organism in Eukaryota, Metazoa, Chordata, Mammalia, Artiodactyla, Physeteridae. Gene Ontology annotation, biological process: regulation of gene expression. The record is from RefSeq and is a predicted model, not a curated record. The transcript has 2 exons.
UCUCCCCUUACCCGGCGCCGCCAGCUCUUGGGGGACACCCUGAGGCCACCGACCCGCCGCCGUCUGCAACCACGGGAGUAGCCCGGGGCCGUUCCGGAGUCGCCCGGACCCGAGAGGCUGCUGCACCGGGCCUCAGUCACCCCUCCGGAUGCUGGUGCUGCCGUCCCCCUGCCCCCAGCCCCUGGCGCUUCCCUCCGCUGAGGCCAUGGAGGCGCCUCCCCCUCGGACAGGCGGGUCCCCAGAACCCGGACCUUCCUCCUCCACAGGAUGUCCCCAGACUUCGUCCCCUUCGAGGCCCAACCACUACCUGCUCAUAGACACCCAGGGCGUCCCGUACACCGUGCUGGUGGACGAGGAGUCUCAGAGAGAGUCCGGGCCCGAUGGGGCUUCAGCUCAGAAAAAGUGCUACAGCUGCCCAGUGUGCUCCCGGGUCUUCGAGUACAUGUCUUACCUUCAGCGACACAGCAUCACCCACUCGGAGGUCAAGCCCUUUGAGUGUGACACCUGCGGGAAGGCAUUCAAGCGGGCCAGCCACCUGGCGCGGCACCAUUCCAUCCACCGGGCGGGUGGCGGGCGGCCCCACGGCUGCCCGCUCUGCCCUCGCCGCUUCCGAGAGGCGGGCGAGCUGGCCCAGCACAGCCGGGUCCACUCCGGGGAGCGCCCCUACCAGUGCCCGCACUGCCCACGCCGAUUUAUGGAGCAGAACACGCUGCAGAAGCACGCUCGGUGGAAGCAUCCCUGAGCCAGGCUGCGGGGUACCUCAGGUACCAUGGGAUUCUGGGGGGAGCGUGGACUCCCGUCGCCCUCAGACAGCCGGGAGCGCCAGAGGCUGGGCUGCGGGGGCCCUGGACACAAACACAGGACCCCCCCGUGGAGAGGCUAAGCCCUGCCUUGAGGAGUAAUCUUCGGGUCCUCAGUGUUUUGGAGAUAAGGAUGGGAAAAAGACCUCACACUUACAGAGUGGAGUCCUCUAACCUCAGAGACAUCAGCGAGUCCACGGCUGAGCCCUGACUGGAGGGGUAGGGAGCAGAGUGCUGUGUGUUGAAAUUCUCGGGCCUGAAAACCCGUGGUUGGGGGCCAUCAGGAAUCUGCAGCAUCUUGCUGAGGCCCCCCUGCGAUGCUGGGGGAAGGGGCCCCAGACCUGCUUCCCAGUCCCCAGCCAGGGCCUGAGACCGGACACUCACUAAACACGGGUUCCACUUUGAGCGUGUGAGGUUUGGGGGGACCGUGUCUCUGCCGACUGCCUAGCACAGAGACUGAGCAAGUGCCUGGCCCACUUGGGCCUUGGCUUGCCUGGGAAGGUUGGCCUGCACUGGGGUUCGUCCUAGCUUGGCUCCUGAUCACCUGUGUCAUAUAGGCCGAGUGUUUUUAAAUAUUUCUUUUUUUUUUAAAACCACGAUCCAUUGUAAGGAACAUUUUAUAUGGCAACCCCGUAUAGAUACACAACAUAUGCAAAACAAAGGUUUAACAGUAGUUACCUCUGCCAUGUGCAGAUCUCUGUUUUUUUCCAUCUACCUUUUUUUUUUUUUUAAGACUGCCAAUUCCAGAUUUCAUUCUACCGUAUUAUCUGCGCAUGAACCUGUAGUUUGAAAAACACCGAUCUAGGGCAGGUGCCUCCCCCUGGACGUUCUGACUGAGGCUGCAAUUUAUCCGUAGCGUGAAGUGGGUAGGAGGGGAGAGUGACACUUUCUAGGCGGCGCAGACAUUUAGGUUCUCCCGCUGCAGGGUUAAAGCACUGCUCUCAUAAGGGCUGGCAGAAAUUCCAGAGCAUGGAAGCUACCUGAGAAUGGGAGGAGAGCCAGGUGGAGCUGGGCCAGAAGCUAAAUAAACAUCUGCCUUCUCAAUGAAUUUUCCUUGCGUGUCGGAUUUGUGCCAGGCACUGUGCUGGGCCUCAUUUCUUCUUCCGACCUCUUUUUGGGUGGAGGAAAAAAUCAUCUGUCUCUACUUCCCAGAGGGGGAAAGAGCUUCCCACCAUCUAACUUCAGAUAACAGUAACAGUGCCCUGUCUUGAGCUCUCACUGCGGUCAGGCGCUGAGUUGAGCGUUCUGCGUGUCAUAUCAUCCUAUAUACCCACAACAAACUUAAAAGGGAUUAUAAUCUCCCCACUUUACAGGUAGACUGAGGCUGUGGAGGAGCGGCCAGGACUGGGAUCUAGGUCUGAAUGUUCCAAAGCCAGCUCUUAACAACACGGGGGUGAUGGUGCGGGGGUGGGGGAGUGGUUUCUAGGCCUUUAUUUUCGGGGAGGAGUAACUCUCCCUACCCCAUGAUCCUGGGAACCCUGGGGUCUGGCUGUGCUGAAGCCCAGUGGGAGAUGAAGGAGCGAAGGAGCGGAGCGGGUUGCAGGGGUCCACACCGGCCAGUUCCCAGGGUAUCUCUUAAGGGGAUCCUCCCUGUGCUUUAACUUUCCCGGCCGUUUCCUACAAUUCCCCGCCUCUCCCGGGUCGGACUCGGCGCGUCGUCACCC